Sclerotinia sclerotiorum 1980 UF-70 is the source of this 708-nucleotide messenger RNA. RefSeq lists its product as hypothetical. NCBI's taxonomy places the organism in Eukaryota, Fungi, Ascomycota, Leotiomycetes, Helotiales, Sclerotiniaceae. Bases 1 to 708 code for a protein of 235 amino acids. The transcript is spliced from 3 exons. The record is from RefSeq and is a predicted model, not a curated record.
AUGAAUCAGACGCAGGCUUUAAUAACGGAUACCAAUAAGACUCCUCUAGUGCAGAUUUUUGUAUGGCUUCCGCUUGCUACCUCUUUUAUGGGGGCGGAAUACUCGGCGAGUUUGCUUUAUAUUACCAGCUUGUAUUUUGCAAAAAUGUCUAUAGUCCUAUUCAUCGAUGAUUUUACACCUAUCCCAGCUGAAAGAAUGGCGACGAAGAUUCUGGGGCUUGUGAUAUCUCUUGUUGUUGCCGCAGUAUCUUGUCAGCUCUAUUAUUCGAACGAGGAGAUGCAUGAUCCGACGUUCGAUCCGUGGACCACGACUAUCUGUAACCAGAUUGUUCAGUGCCUCAGUAUAGUCACAGCGUGCGUUCCGUAUCUGAAACCUUUCCUCGAUAGUCUGGAGUCGGGUAUGCUACGGACAGACGACUUGCGUCGACGAGGUGGCACAACUGUGGAAGGAUAUCGCGACGUCAAUGUUAAUUCAUCUGAAGGGAGCAAACGAGCAAAGAUUGGAAAGAUAAUCAGUCAGAAAUUGAGCCUGACAAGUCAAGACGACGAGGACGAUCAGGAAUUAGCGGAUUUUGUGCCGGCUCAUCCAGCUGGUCAAUCGGAUGCAGUAAUCGCGGUUGAUGAAGGAUUUUUGUGGGAUGGACAAAGCCAAACGAGUCAAUCUAGAAUUAUAAAAAAGACACGAACUUGGAAGGUCGAUGUAAAUUAG